AUGUCUCGUGCCGGUGCAAGAGGUGGUGCUAGAAAGCCGUUGCCUCCAGGCUCUGAAUUCAACUGGCAAAAACUGCCAGGAGAGCUACCUGAUAAUGCCCCUACUCCUCUUUUCCCAUCUUAUGAUAUUCCCCAAGCCGAGAAGUUAGACAGACGCGAACGAGCCGGAGUUGACCGAUAUCUUGCGCAUUGUGACCAAUUCAAAAACGGGCCCUAUUACGCCGUUAUCAAUGCCGCCAGCACGUCUGCAAAACGAGGUACCAAAGAGAGGGCCCAGUUUGACCCAUUCCACGGCAUGCCCUCAUACAGCGCACGAUAUCAGAAGAGAAAGAGGACGGUGCCCAAGAUGAGCGGUAGAAACUAUCUCGUGCAAUUUUUCUCCCGUGAACUGUGGCGCGUUGUAAAACCCGACUACAAACCAGAUAGGCCAGACGGGCAAGCCAGCGGAAUCCGCUGGGCCGGAAUGAGGGCACAGUUUGAAGACGACGACGAAGACGACAUUGACGAGGAGGACAAGGCUGUCAAGCGGCGGAAGGCUGGCGGCGGCGAGGAAGAUGAUCAGCAAGAGGACGAGAGAGAUCUUGACGAUGAGGGCGAUAAAGAAGGAAGUGAGGAAGACGACGAAUUGCAAGACGAUGACUUCUCAGAGGAUGAUGAUGAGAUGGGUGGCGACUAUAACGCAGAGCAAUACUUUGAUGCCGGUGACGAUGAAGGCGAUGGAGACGGAUUUGGCGAUGGCGGCGGCGGCGGCGGUGGUGGAGGAGACGACGAUUUCUAUUAA
Molecule: messenger RNA, 780 nt
Organism: Talaromyces atroroseus
Lineage: Eukaryota; Fungi; Ascomycota; Eurotiomycetes; Eurotiales; Trichocomaceae
Exons: 3
Coding region: 1-780 (259 amino acids)
Biological process (GO): transcription by RNA polymerase III
Cellular component (GO): RNA polymerase III complex
Source: RefSeq, a predicted model, not a curated record